Messenger RNA from Eimeria acervulina, 2130 nucleotides. RefSeq lists its product as hypothetical. Lineage: Eukaryota; Apicomplexa; Conoidasida; Eucoccidiorida; Eimeriidae. The coding region runs from base 1 to 2130 and encodes 709 amino acids. The record is from RefSeq and is a predicted model, not a curated record. The transcript has 4 exons.
AUGCAACCUCCCCAACCCCCCCCCUUCUCUGCAGAGCCGCAGUAUAUACCGUUGCCGCUGCUGUUUCCUCCUUUAGAGCUCUACCCUGGUUUUGCUGCAGCAUCUGAAGCUAUAGGGGAUCCUCUCGUUAGGCCGCAGAGAGAGUCUCCUGCUGCUGCUGCUGCUGCUGCUGAUCCGCCUCGCCCUGAGGCAGCAGCAGCAGCGGCGGCCUCAGGGCUGCGGCAGCAGCUGCUGCAGCGCAUGCAGCAGCUAUCUGCUCUUCACCAACUUGUAGCAACAGAGCAGCAGCUUACUGUCUGUCAGAGGCCAACAGAAAGGCCCCCAGGGCCCUUCUUCACCGGGGAUGCGGAGAACUCUGCAGCAGCUGCUGCAGCAGCAACUGCAGCAACUGCAGCAGCUGCUGCAGCAGCAACACCAGCAGCACAACGAGCUGCUGAGGCGGCGUUCACUGUAACGCCAAGGGCUGAGGCAGAUUCAAGUGCAGCGCCAGCUGCUGCGACAGAGCCAAUCGCAGGUGCUGCUGCAGCACCUGAACCAGCAGCAGCAGCAGCAGCAGCAGCAGCUGAGGCGAGUACUGCCUUUCGUGCUUCCUUGCCUGAGUAUUCACCUUUGUUAAGAGGCCCCUCCGCCAGCGAAGGGCCCCAAGCCACACAUCCCUCCGCAACAGCUCUUCUAGGGGCCCCCCAGGGGGCCCCCCAGGGGUCCCCUCUAGGGGCCCCCCAAGGGCUUUCUGAAGGUUCAGUAUGGAUGCAGCGACAAGCGCAUGCGUUGAGGAUGGCGGAUAUGUAUGAAGGGCAGCUGCGGCUGUGGCAUUCAUUUGCGCGUCUGCUGCAGCUGCAGCUGCUGCAGGCUGUUCACGAGGAAGCAGCAGCAAACAAAAGCAGCAGCAGCAGCAGUGGGGAUGGUGUUUGGCCGCUGCCUGGAGCAGGGCCGACAAUUGAGGGGCCCCUUGCGGCUUUGAGAUUGGCGGCAGCAAACGCAGCAGCAAGCAGCAGCAGCAGCAGCAUGGGUGGAAGCGAACACUUCGCAGCAGGACGCCUCCCCGCGCUGCAAACACAGCAGCAGCAGCAGGGUUCAGCUGCUGCUGCCGGAGAGUCGCAGGCUGCCACAUCUGCUGCUGCUGCUGCAGCGUCGGGUGAAUCGGCUUCAGCCCCUUCAACACCCACAGGAGGAGCAGCAGCAGCAGGCGGUGGUGCGCAGCAGCAGCAGGAGCCACGACAGGACCAGCAGCAGCAGCAGCAGCAGCAGCAGCAGGGUGCGCCUUGGCGAUUGCGUUUCAUGGUGAUGUAUCUGAAGCUGCUGGUGCUGCUGUUUCUCUUUGAUGCAAACAAAUGGGUUUAUGUCUCCUGUCUGUUUGUCGCGCUGCUGCAUGCAAACGGGGCUUUCAACCCCUUAAUGGAGCUUAUCAGCAGCACCAGCCAUCGGCAGCCCUUUGAAGCUACCCUGGCGCAGCUAAGAAGAAGGAGGGAGCGGCGGCCUCUGCAGCGGCUGAGGCUGCAGCAGCAGCGGCUGCAUGCGUCUGUGGGGCGUCCGUUUGACGGAGGAGGGACUUACACCGCUACUGAAGACACCACAACGCCCCACACGGGAGAGACAGCGGCCAGCAGCAGCAACGGCGACAGCAGCAGCGGCAGCAACAGCAGCAGCAGCAGCAGCAGCAGCAACAGCAGCGGGGCGUGGGCAAGCGCCGCAGACAGGUCAUCUGAGGGUCUGCAGGAGGUCCGCAUGCGGAACCGUAUAGAUGGGGGGGCCCCCUCGGUUAAUGCUUCAUCUCCAGGGGCCCCAGAGGGCCCCCUAAGCUCUCGUAGUGGUUUCGAGGGGCCCCCCGAGGGAGCCCACCGCCCUUCACCGGGUUUAUCUGGAGAAGGGAGGGUACGGCGUGAAAGAGAGGGGCCCCAGUCAACAGAGGGGGCCCCCCUUAAUGUGCCUCCCUACUGGCAGCGUGCGCUGUAUCAGGGGGUUGCGAUGUUCUUUCUUACGACAAUUCCUUCGUGGAACCCAAACCCUGAAAUGUUGAUUGAUUAUGAAGGGCUUGAGGAAGAAGAACGAAGUCUAGCCGAUGAGGCAGAUCAGCAGCAGCUGCAACAGCAGCAGCAGCAGCAGCUGCAGCAGCUGUUGCAGCAAGAAUAA